Messenger RNA from Uranotaenia lowii, 2500 nucleotides. It is a transcript of the gene Ppa, whose product is annotated as F-box/LRR-repeat protein 14. Bases 758 to 2140 code for a protein of 460 amino acids. Lineage: Eukaryota; Metazoa; Arthropoda; Insecta; Diptera; Culicidae. The record is from RefSeq and is a predicted model, not a curated record. The transcript has a single exon. Gene Ontology annotation, molecular function: protein binding.
ACAUUCGAGGAGUAAGACGUGAAAACGGGAUCGUUAGCAUAGUUUCUUCCCGCCGAUUCCAUCGUGGACGGUUGCUUCCAGUUCAGCGCGCACAUGCUGAUACAUUAUCGUUUGUGUUCGGAGGAUUUUGCUAAACGAAAGAGUUGCUAAAGUAUUGUUCCUAUAUCGCGCUCAUGGCUGGAGAGUGAGAGCAGCCGAGCGAAGUGAAGUUAAGAAUAAUAAUAAUAGUAAAAAUAAUAAGUUGAUGGCAAGAAGCACACGGUAAAUGUGUGGCAAAAAUAAGUCUGGCGAAAGACUUGAAGCUCUCGAAUGCAUGAUAAAGUAAAGAAAAUAUAUGAAUAUACAUGUGGAAGUAAGGCUGAGGAAAAGUGAACGAAAAAAAUCAUUUAUAUACGACGAAGAAGAACUAAUCAAAACACACUGAAAUAACAACGAUACAUAUUUUCCUUCUACAAAGUCUCCAGUGAAGUUGAAAGAAGCGGAUAAAAGAAGAUAAGUUUGAGCAAAGGAAUUCGGAUAUUUGAAGCAAGCCAAAACGAAAUGCAAAGAUCCUGAUUCGAAGAACCUGUGUGUGGAGUAGGUUUGUGAAUGUGCAUCGCCGCAGUCGGCUCAAGUUUUGAGAGGAAUAAAAAAACAGAAGAUUUGUGUGUGGGAACGUAAACUUAAAUGAGCCAAACGGACACAACAUGAGUAAAGUGCUGUGAAGUGAAAAAGACAAUUCAUUACAUCCCGUUCUGUCGGGACAACGCACGCAAGUAUGAUGAUGGAGGAAGCGAAUUUCAUGCUGACUGAAAUCCCUGGUGGAUUUAUAUCUCACCGACCACAUGCAAUACAUCGCUUCGCACCGUAUCCGUUACAUCAACCGCAUCUGCAACCGGCGCCGAUCUACAUCCACCCUCAACCGCGGGUGGUAAGUCGACCAAAAACGCCUCCCACGCCGCCACCACCGGAAGGAACACACAUCGGACAUCUGUAUCCGGAGAUUCUAGCCAUCAUAUUCGAAAAGCUCAGUGUGAAGGAUCGUGGAAAAGCGGCUCAGGUAUGCACGGUGUGGCGCGAUGCGGCUUAUUCGAAAAGCUGCUGGAGGGGUGAGGAAGCCAGCCUUCACCUGAAGCGACCGUCACCCAGUUUGUUCACAUCGUUGGUAAAGCGUGGCAUCAAAAAGGUGCAAGUGCUUUCGGUAAAACGGUCGUCGCAAGUGAGGGAUGUUGUUGUUGGUAUACCAAAUCUAGAAUCGUUAAAUCUUAGUGGAUGCUAUAACAUAACUGAUAUUGCAUUAGGCCAUGCAUUUUCCACGGAUCUACCAAAUAUUAGGGUAUUAGAUCUAUCGCUUUGCAAGCAAGUUACCGAUUCCAGCCUGGGGCGUAUUGCGCAACAUUUGAAAAGUAUUGAAAUUCUUGAGCUGGGCGGAUGUAGCAACAUUACCAAUACGGGCUUGCUGUUGAUCGCGUGGGGCUUGAAGAAACUUAAGCGGUUAAAUCUACGGUCAUGUUGGCACGUUUCGGAUCAGGGCAUUGGCCAUUUGGCGGGUUUAAGCAAAGAAACGGCUGAUGGUACCCAUGCCUUGGAGCAUCUUGGUCUGCAGGAUUGUCAGCGUUUAUCGGACGAAGCACUACGACACAUUGCACAAGGGCUGACGUCGUUGAAGAGCAUCAAUCUUAGCUUUUGCGUUUCAAUCACUGACAGUGGCUUAAAACAUCUGGCCAAGAUGACAAAGUUGGAGGAUCUCAAUCUCAGAGCAUGCGACAAUAUUUCUGAUAUCGGUAUGGCGUACCUAACAGAAGGGGGCAGCUCCAUUUCAUCACUGGAUGUUAGCUUUUGUGAUAAGAUUGCCGACCAAGCGUUGGCCCACAUCUCCCAAGGAUUGUUCCACCUGAAAUCGCUUAGUCUCAGCGCAUGUCAAAUAACCGAUGAGGGGCUGGCCAAGGUCGCCAAGUCGCUGCAUCAUCUGGAGACCCUGAAUAUCGGCCAAUGCAGCCGUGUUACCGAUAAAGGAUUGGAAGUGCUAGCUGAAGAACUAAACAAUUUACGUGCCAUCGAUCUAUACGGCUGUACACGAUUAUCAUCCGUUGGAUUAAACAAAAUUUACAAACUACCGAGACUGUCUAAAGUUAAUUUAGGAUUAUGGCAUGUCAGGUGAUGCGUUAGUUUAUUACAAAAAAAUUGUUAAAUUUUAGUUUAUUUUUAUUGAAUUUGUGACUAGGCAUGCGAUAGUAUUCUCUGUUACAGGGAUUUUAGGUGUAAAAUGUAGGAAAAUGUCUUAACUAACGACAUAGCAAAGAGUAUAAUAGAGAAAAAGAAAAUAUAUUCAUAAAUACUCUCAAUACCUAUCUAUCAGAGGGUUGAACGCAACUACUGCUAAAAAUUGGAUAUUAAAUAUUUGCUAUGUUAGCAGACAAAUUAAAUCUCUUUGUACAUAUGAAAGAAAUUAUACGAAAAGACUAUAAAUAAAUCUGGUAUAUUCAGAGUACUGCUGAUAACACCUGUAAUGAAAAAUCAA